GGAGAGGAAAAGAAGAAAAAAGAUGACAAGGAAUCAAUAUCCAGGUUAAAAGUGCUUAAAAUUCCAACUGCACUCAUGUUAUGUAAGUACAUGACUACACUUAACAUUUAACAUAUUUUUUCUGACAAUGGAUAAUGGAGAGUUAAUAUUACUGGAUAAUGUGAUUGCUGAUGCACCCUGAGUUGAGGGUGGCCAGAAUACCUCUUUUGGCAGAACAUUUAUGUGGAUGUCUAACGAACAAAAACACGUGGCUCAUUUGACGUCUUGCCGAAAGAUACCAGAGAACUUAAAAGACACCAGCUCUAUAUUGAUUGCAUUCCUAGAGUCUAAAACCAUAUUAGAAAUCAAACUGUUACACCUUCUCUGCACUGUUAUAUGUCAUUUUAUAUCGAAGCUUUAAGAUAAUCUUGGAGGGCGGAUUCUUGCUGUAAGCCAAAUGCAUUGGCAAAGAAAGUAAGCAAGGUGGCUUCUCACCAUCUAUUUUCGUUCGUGACGAGGAAAGAAACAAAGACGACCGGCUUCUUUUGUGCAUUAUUACAGCUGAUUAUCCGUUACAGGUAUUAGAUAAAUGUUGUAAAGUGAUAGCUUAUGCGUUCGAAAGGUUGAUAAACAUUAACAAAAUUACAAAAAUGUAAUUUUUGUAAAAGUUGUCGGAGUGGCAAAAGUUGCUCGAAGUUGCCAGAAACUCGAAAAGUGCUCCAAACGCUAAAAGUUGCUCAAAAGUUGCCGAGCAUAAGGGAAGGGGCUAUUUUUAAGUUACAAUGUCUUAGAGACUAGAGCUCUUACAUUUGUUUAAGAGUUACCGAAAUGAGAGUCUUUACUAAAUUUUUCCUGUCAUUUUAUUCCAGCUCUCUGCUUUGUCGUCUGUGGCUUUUCAUUUUCCUACCCUGAACCUAUCUUAGGGCCUCACUUGAUAGAGGUACAAUUACGACCUUUACUUUUAUAUCAUGUUAGGUCUUUUUGAGGUGACAUAUAAUGUUUCAUUCUGUCACAGAACAUGCUUUGUCAACUAGAUGGCUUGAUCAAACAGAAUCCCUUGACGCAAUACCUUGAGGAAUAUUCAAAAGUGAAUAUGAUUACUUCAGGAUUUCGUUAGUUCUGUUUGACUUCCCUCUUGUGAUCCGGUAAACUCACGCCAACUUUUUGGAGGUAGAACUUAAACUUAUUACGACUUUGUCACUGUCGUUUUCCCGCCCCUCACAAAGGUUCCUUCCUUGUUUUUUCCAAUUCCUUAUUAGCUCCGCGUGACAUUUUUAUUUCCUCUUAUUGGACGUUGUUACUACUUUGGUUUCCGUUAUGCGACAUUUGAUCGAAAUUAGCUUGUGACCAGGCCCUCACCGUUAACGCUGCCGGACGUGCAUAUCUCUGCAGGCGGGAAAAUUAGAGACGAGUUGAGACAGGUUUGCUGGGAUCUGGCAGACCCCAAAUUGACCGCUGGCCGGCUUGCUUCUCUCAAGAACUCAGACCUUCUCGCGGGCCAAAUAACGCUCGUAUUGUAGCGCUUAUAAACGAAAUGCGAUUUAUUAUUCCUUUUGGAAAAUUGAGUUCGCCAAACUUUUAAGGUCUUCUGUCUUCAAAGUUGGGCUUAAUGGUCCAUUUGGCAUAUAUUCACUUCACAGAUUGGCCAAAAUCCAGCAAAUGUUGGUCUUGCUUUUCUUUGUUGGGCUGCGACUUACACCCUGUUAGCACCAUUGGUCGGAUACAUAGGAGAUAAAACGGUAGGUUUUCCCUUUAGCAUAGCAAAAAUUAACUUUGCAUCGGGGUCUGGCAUCAUCACAAUUACCAAAUCUGCGCUCCAAAAACUUUCAUUAACAAGACAAGUGUUUGCCGGUGGGGGAACUAAGACUUCUUUUUGUGAGGUUUCCUUUUCUCCUAUGGUGAAUGGUAGGGGACAGGGCGGGGUUUCCAGUGCAUUAUGAAGUGGGUAAUGACAUGUUCAAACUCAAUUUCACGAAAUUCAACUUGGUGACCGACAGAGUCCAUUCCGUUUCAAUCAAAAGUGUCUUCCCCAGAAUGAAUUCUAAACAUUAAAGAGUGCUGGGGGAAAAUAGCGACUUUCAGUGACGUCUUGCUGUGAGGAGUUUUCCCAGAAAUUUUCUGCUUCGAUAUUUGUAGGUUCUCUAAUGACAAAACUUACCAUUUAUACCUCCGAUUUAGUUGAUUGAAUUGUUAACUCGAGGCGUCAACUCAGAGAAAAAAAUCAUCCACUCCGAAAGCUGUGUUGUUAAGAACUCAUGGUAACAGCUCUUUCCAGUGUGAUUUGGUAUGCAAUGUAUUAAAAAUAAAAGCAUGAUUUUGAUGGAACUGCAUAUCUUAAAAAAUGUCUUUGCAGAAAUGUUAUCGAACGAUGAUGAUAGCAGGUUUUACUGUACUUCUCAUUGGACAUCUGUUGGUGGGACCUGCUCCAUUUCUUACGUUCUUACCAGCUAAGUAUGUGUACCAAUCAUUCUGCAUAUUUUCAUUAUCAUGUUAAUUAAAAGUACCAGUAAAAAAAACGAUCUUCAAUAUUCUGAGAAAUUUGUACAACAUAGAUUUGUGGCUUUGAAUAUCAAGUUUCACGCCUAUCUCCAAAACGAUCCAAAUCUGAGGUUCAGUCACCUUCGAGAAAUGUUAUGUUAAUGAUAAAACUUAUUCGGUUCCGCUAUUCUUGCAGGACGAUUUGGCUGGUUAUUCCAGCAAUGUUCCUUUAUGGAAUUUCUGGUGCUCUUGGUUUUGUACCCAUCAUGCCUGAACUCAUUAAAACUUUAAGGUAAGUACCAAUGUUUAAGGAAAUACAACAACCAAUGCAAGGGGGGCACAAAAGGCGUUACUAGUUUAACAGCAAUACACAGAGCUAUACCCUAAUUUCCCCGGGUAGAUUCGUCGUCGCCAUGAUAGCUGGGAAUAUGUUCUUUGACAUAUUACAUUACAAUUUUGAGAACUCUGAAAGUGAGAGAUGAUGAGUUUUCAUUUUCGAUGUCACUUAUGCGUCGGUGUCUGUUUUUGUGAAUGAUUUUGAGUGGGUAUGUUUGGCAUUUUAACUAUUAAAUUAGUGUAAUUAAGUCCUCCCUCCUUCCUCUUUGUUUGUGAACCUUUGUAAUUAUUUUUAACGAGUACAGCGACCCUGAUCGAUGACUCGAACCUUUAAGAUAAAGUAAAAAAGAGUCCUUUCUUUUUUUUCUAGCAUUCGAAUUAUCUAGAAUUAAGUCACAGUAAAUGAAUGGUGGAUUUCCAGAGAAUUCGGUUUGGUUCGAGUUAGCACCAGGUUCGAAUUGGCGAGUGUUGAGUUAUUGGAAGUCAACUUUAUUGAUUAACUUUUUUUUAUAAUCAUGUUUUUGUACUUGCUUGCUGCUUCUUUUUCCCUCGCAGGGAAGAUGGAAUGCCCGAUGAUUCCUCCACAAACGCGCUUGUGUCAAGUAUUUACAUUUGUAUGUACUAUUUAGGGUAUGUGCACUUUUUUAUUGACUCUUUAUCUCUUUUGUUUUAAUUGCUAAAGCGGCAACGAUUUGAGGGAGGGCAGACGCUAACAUCCACGCUUGAAAUGGAUUAUAAAUGUUUUUCAACUUUUUCUUUCCAGGUCGGUGAUUGGGCCCGUUCUAGCUGGAGUACUAUGUGAUCACUUUGGAUUUGAGUGGUCCAUGACUGUAAGUGCUCUUUCAUCGAUCAUUCAAGGCAUUUGA
Pocillopora meandrina is the source of this 3659-nucleotide messenger RNA. Lineage: Eukaryota; Metazoa; Cnidaria; Anthozoa; Scleractinia; Pocilloporidae. The record is from the annotation of a GenBank genome assembly.